GGAGGGGGCUGAGCGCCGUGGGAGGGAACGAAGGAGCGCGAGCGAGCGAGCGAGCAAGCGAGCGAGCGGGGCAUUUCUGCGCAGCUCCUGAGCGUCUUGAAGACCGCUCGGGCGGCCACUGGACGAGGGCACCGAGAGACAGACAGACGGACGGCUCCCGGAAGCCGCGCCGCCGCCGCCGCCAGGUUAGCAGGGCGCGGAGACCGCGCAGGCUGUCGCUACGUCCCGAGCCUCGCGUGCUGGAGGACGUGCGUGGCCGGAGCCGGAGCUACAAUUCGUGUCUUAGCGGGUGCCUGGCUGAGGACGUCCUCCCCAGGGAGCCAGUGUGCCGAGGAGGAGGGGCGUGCUGGUCACCAUGACAACAGAGACAGGCCCAGAUUCUGAGGUGAAGAAGGCUCAGGAGGAGACUCCACAGCAGCCAGAGGCUGCUGCAGCUGUGACCACCCCGGUGACCCCCGCAGGCCACAGCCACCCAGAGACCAAUUCCAAUGAGAAGCAUCUGACCCAGCAGGACACAAGGCCUGCUGAACAGAGCCUAGAUAUGGAGGAAAAGGAUUACUGUGAGGCCGAUGGCCUGUCGGAGAGGACCACGCCCAGUAAGGCCCAGAAGUCACCCCAGAAGAUUGCCAAGAAGUUCAAGAGUGCCACCUGCCGCGUCACCCUGCUUGAUGCCUCUGAGUACGAGUGUGAGGUGGAGAAGCACGGCCGGGGCCAGGUGCUGUUUGACCUGGUCUGUGAGCACCUUAACCUCCUCGAGAAGGACUACUUCGGUCUGACCUUCUGCGAUGCCGACAGCCAGAAGAAUUGGCUGGACCCCUCCAAGGAAAUCAAGAAACAGAUCCGGAGUAGCCCCUGGAAUUUUGCCUUCACAGUGAAGUUCUACCCUCCUGACCCAGCCCAGCUGACAGAAGACAUCACAAGGUACUACCUGUGCCUGCAGCUGAGGGCAGACAUCAUCACGGGCCGCCUGCCUUGCUCCUUCGUCACGCAUGCCCUGCUGGGCUCCUACGCCGUGCAGGCUGAACUGGGUGACCAUGAUACCGAGGAGCACGUGGGCAACUAUGUCAGCGAGCUCCGCUUCGCCCCAAACCAGACCCGGGAGCUGGAGGAGAGGAUCAUGGAGCUGCACAAGACAUACAGGGGCAUGACCCCGGGCGAGGCAGAGAUCCACUUCCUGGAGAAUGCCAAGAAGCUCUCCAUGUAUGGAGUUGAUCUGCACCAUGCUAAGGACUCUGAGGGCAUCGAUAUCAUGCUAGGUGUCUGUGCCAAUGGCCUGCUCAUCUACCGGGACCGCCUGAGAAUCAACCGUUUUGCCUGGCCCAAGAUUCUCAAGAUCUCCUACAAGAGGAGUAACUUCUACAUCAAGAUCCGUCCUGGGGAGUAUGAGCAGUUCGAGAGCACCAUCGGCUUCAAGCUCCCUAACCACCGCUCAGCCAAGCGGCUGUGGAAGGUCUGCAUUGAGCACCAUACGUUCUUCCGGCUGGUGUCUCCAGAGCCCCCACCCAAGGGCUUUCUGGUGAUGGGUUCCAAGUUCCGGUACAGUGGGAGGACCCAGGCACAGACUCGCCAAGCCAGUGCCCUUAUCGACAGGCCCGCACCCUUCUUUGAGCGUUCUUCCAGCAAACGAUACACCAUGUCCCGCAGCCUUGAUGGAGCUGAGUUCUCCCGCCCUGCCUCAGUCAGUGAGAAUCACGAUGCAGGGCCUGACGGCGACAAGCGGGAAGAUGAUGCCGAGUCAGGGGGACGUCGAUCAGAGGCCGAAGAAGGAGAGGUCAGGACGCCCACAAAGAUCAAGGAGCUGAAGCCGGAGCAGGAAACCACGCCAAGACACAAGCAGGAGUUCCUGGACAAGCCAGAGGACGUCUUGUUGAAGCACCAGGCCAGCAUCAAUGAACUCAAGAGGACCCUGAAGGAGCCCAAUAGCAAACUGAUCCACCGGGAUCGAGACUGGGAGCGGGAGCGCAGGCUGCCCUCAUCACCCGCCUCCCCCUCUCCCAAGGGCACCCCUGAGAAAGCCAGUGAGGCCCAGAGGAUCCAGGACACUUCUCGGCAGGACUUGGUACCUGGGACAGCAACAGGCUUGGAGAUGUUCACUCAGAAAAGCCUCGCAGCAUCUCCUGAGGGCUCAGAGCAUUGGGUAUUUAUAGAAAGAGUAUACACUAGGCCGGAAGACCUCGGCCUCCUAACAGUGGCCGCCACACAACGGAAAGAAAGUGGAUCAAGCCUCACUGGGAUCCUUGCCGACGGCAGACUCUCCAAGGUAGACAUUCUGGUGGACAAGUUCAAAGUCGAAGUGGCCACGGAAGAAACAGUGAGAACCAGAAGAACAAGUACUCAACAGCAGGGCAAGAUGCUUGCAAGUCCAGAAGACUUUGAGACCGUGAGAGAGGAAGACCGGGGAGGUCCCAGAGAGGCCACAUCAACCGACAAGAUUCCCGAGGGCUCCAGGCUCAAGCUCAGGAACCACGGAGUCUCAAAUGGUCAACUAGAGAGCCAAGUAGAAUUGAGCAAGGGACUGGAGAGGCCCCAGACCUGGGGAAGACCAACAGCUGCAGGGGUUGGCCCAGUGCAGGGAGAGGUUCUUUCUCCUGCAGCAGACAAGGGAGGGUUCCAGUCAUUCCUGUUGGAUCCAGCCCAAGCCGAAGCCAGAGCUGACUCGAGCGAUGAGACUGACACCUCCUUCGCAGAGAGGAGCUUCUGUCUGCACUAUGGAGAGAAAGACGCUGAAGACCAGCUUCUCGCCCCACCCUCAGAGCACAGAGAAGAGCACCCGGAUGCCCUUCCUGGAGAGGGGGCCUGGUUGGAGCUGGCAGGAGUGCACACAGAGAACUGGGAGCUGAAGUCCUCAGACCCAAGGGCUUCUGCCCCAGGUUCCAGCCAGCAUAAAGACCAAGCCCAUAAGGCUCCCUCAGCAGAAGAAGCCUGGUCUCCCAGGGACCACGGAAGACCUGAGGACCCUCAGGGAGCUGCUGUCGGUCAGACUUUGGAAGAGGUCUGGGAAAACACACAGCAGAGGCUAGAAGGAGAGUUGGUCCAGCCACUGGCCAGUGUAGCUGAAGAUGAGGUCCCCACAAGUAUAGCCUGGAUGGGAAAGACUGAGAAAAGUCCCCCAGCAAGAAGGAAGAAGAGCCCCCCGGGUAGAGGAGGAGGGGUGCACCUAGACGCCCAGGCUUGUGCCCUUCUGAGGACCAUCCCUCCUUGUGUCAGGAAGCCAGCCAGGCCAGACCAAGGCAGCUUCCUGCCCAAAGAGAAGGGGGAAGUUUCCCCUCCUGCAGUAGAACCUGAGACAGAGGACAGGGACACAGUCAGCCCCCUGCCAGCCUCCUCUGGUCACACUGAGGUUCUGGCAGCUGUGGAGGGCACCUCUCUAAGCCCACUCCCUCCUGGGUCAAGGGGGCCUUCGGAGUCCAGGGAAUUCUUUAGAGACCAGUUCCCUGUCGUUCUCAAAUAUAUCCAUCUUCCCGAAGAGAGCCCAGUACCCAAGGACCCACAAGGUGACCGCAAAGCACCUCCAGUUGCCAGUAAGAAGCCCAGAUUUGUCCCUGAAGGAAGUGAGGAACCUGUACUCCUGGGAUUGAUGUUCCCUUCAGGAAAGCAGGAGACUUCACUCCAGGACUGGGACCAAGGGGGUUCCCAGGAAGAUAUUAGCAAGACCUCAGUGGCUAACAAAAUUCGGAUAUUUGAGACCCAUGGAGCUGAGACUUGCCGAGCCAGUCAGGGUGAAAUGAGGACCCUUCCACAUGAGCUGCCUUCGGGAGCUUCCCCAGGACAGGUAGAACAGCGAGAUAAUCUCCUAGACUUGGGCUUUGUCCAACUCCAGCCCCCUGGGGACUUGGCCAGCCCCAAAGUUACCUGUUCUUCUGUCAAGCCUCUGGCUACCCAGCACUGUGGGGAGGGCACCCCAACUACUUACCACCAGGAAAGAUGCACAGACCCAGAGCUCGUGUCCCCUGAUUCAGGCUGUGAAACCACGCUGGAGGAAGCGACUGGGAGCAAAUCCGGAGACGCGGGCAGGGAAGACAAGAGCUCCUUCCGCCGCUUAGCGCCAAACACCCCUGGAAAGGGGGGGCGUCUGAGAUUCGCCAGCCCUCCAGGCCCUCAGAGAGCAGGGCUGAGGGAGGGCUCGGAGGAGAAAGUCAAACCGCCACGCCCACGUGCCCCAGAGAGUGACACGGGAGAUGAGGACCAGGACCAGGAGAGGGAUGCGGUAUUCUUGAAGGACAACCACCUGGCCAUUGAACGCAAAUGCUCCAGCAUAACGGUCAGCUCCACGUCCAGCCUGGAGGCUGAGGUGGACUUCACGGUUAUUGGUGACUACCACGGGGGCGCCUUUGAAGACUUCUCCCGAAGCCUCCCUGAGCUCGAUCGGGAUAAAAGUGACUCUGAGACAGAGGGCCUGGUGUUCGCCAGGGAUCUCAAGGGGCCCUCCAGCCAAGAGGAUGAAUCUGGGGGCAUCGAGGACAGCCCGGAUCGAGGGGCCUGUUCUACCCCAGAAUUGCCCCAGUUUGAGUCUGUGAAAGCAGAAACCAUGACCGUCAGCAGUCUGGCAAUCAGGAAGAAGAUCGAGCCGGAGGCCAUGCUGCAAAGCAGAGUCUCCACUGCAGACAGCACCCAGGUUGAUGGAGGUGCUCCAGUGGCGAAAGACUUCAUGACAACUCCCCCCUGCAUCACCACAGAGACCAUCUCGACCACUAUGGAGAACAGUCUCAAGUCCGGGAAGGGGGCAGCUGCCAUGAUCCCAGGCCCACAGACGGUGGCCACGGAAAUCCGUUCUCUUUCACCGAUCAUCGGGAAAGAUGUCCUCACCAGCACGUACGGCGCCACCGCGGAAACCCUCUCAACCUCUACCACCACCCAUGUCACCAAAACUGUGAAGGGAGGGUUUUCUGAGACAAGGAUCGAGAAGCGAAUCAUCAUUACUGGGGAUGAAGAUGUCGAUCAAGACCAGGCCCUGGCUUUGGCCAUCAAGGAAGCCAAACUUCAGCAUCCAGACAUGCUGGUAACCAAAGCUGUUGUCUAUAGAGAAACAGACCCAUCCCCGGAGGAGAGGGACAAGAAGCCACAGGAAUCCUGACCUCUGUGAAGAGAUGCUGGCGUGUCUGGUCCAACCCAAGCCAGAGAAUCAUUAAGAAGGGGCCUUCAUUCUGGAUUCUCCGACAAUACCAACACCCCAGCUGCGACGUACUGUCAUUGACGAGAGACUGGGAAGGGAAAGCAUAUAUAUAUAGAUAUAUAGAGAUAUAGAUAUAUAUACAGGAAACACCGCGUCCUUGCACCGCUGCUGGGGCUGGCGGAGCAGUCAGCUGAUGGCCACAACCAACAUCGGCAACAACCUUCAUUUCCUUUGCAGGCAAAUUGAAUUGGUGGGAACUUUUUUUUUUCCUUCAGGAAAAUGUAUAACGAUCAUAAUCUCUCGCUCCCCGAGCCCCUUCUUCUGCAAACUACAAAAGCAGACCGAGAUGAUUGUAGACAUUCCCUUGAACCCCGGCUGCACAGACUCCAGGAUGGACGAGCGCCCCGUCUGUUCUCCAGCCUCUGUUGCUCCCUCUAAUGCAAAGGAAGAAAGAAACAAGAUCGUGUAGCCAAGCCAGAGAAGCCACAGCAGCAAGACAUGCAGAGUCGGCUGUUUUCCAAGAAAGAAUGGAAGUCUGCCACACAGGGAGGAGGAGGAGGAGGAGGUGGAGGAGGAGGA
Rattus rattus (black rat) is the source of this 5692-nucleotide messenger RNA. It is a transcript of the gene Epb41l1, whose product is annotated as erythrocyte membrane protein band 4.1 like 1. Gene Ontology annotation, molecular function: actin binding; structural molecule activity. Gene Ontology annotation, cellular component: cytoskeleton; plasma membrane. The coding region runs from base 356 to 5074 and encodes 1572 amino acids. The transcript has 26 exons. NCBI's taxonomy places the organism in Eukaryota, Metazoa, Chordata, Mammalia, Rodentia, Muridae. Gene Ontology annotation, biological process: cortical actin cytoskeleton organization. The record is from RefSeq and is a predicted model, not a curated record.